AUGGUGUCCAUCGUUGUCCAGGUGACCUGCAGCUUCCUUGCCUGGCUGGCUCUGUACGCCUGCUUCUGCUACUGGAACCAGCACCGUUCCUGCGAGUGGAGCUGUCGCUUGGUCACCCUGCUGCAUGGGGUGAUUGUCACCUGCCUCUCUGGUUACGUUGCUCUCGUGGAUGGCCCCUGGCCUCUGACCCAUGCAGGUUCACCAAACACAUCUCUUCAGAUCCAUGUGCUGUCCCUGACCUUGGGUUACUUUAUCUUUGACCUGGGCUGGUGCCUAUAUUUCCAGACGGAGGGGGACCUAAUGCUGCUCCAUCACACUCUGAGCAUCUGUGGCAUGAUCAUGGUGCUGGGGCUCGGGAAGUCUGCUACGGAAGUCAAUGCUGUUGUAUUUGUUAGUGAGAUCACCAACCCACUGCUCCAGACCCGCUGGUUUCUGCGGGAAAUGGGAUGUUACCACACUUUCCUGGGAGAAGUGGUGGAUUUCUUCUUUGUGUUCCUCUUCCUGGUGCUGCGAAUCGGGGGAGGAGCUUUGAUCAUGUAUGCCAUGGUGACAUCCCCUGAUCCCAACUGGUUCCUCAAGGCUGGAGGCCUGGCCAUGUACAUUGUAUCUUUGGGCUUCACUGUUGAAAUCUUCCGCUUCAUCAGGAGGAAAAUAGUGAAAAAAUAUUGUUCCUUGACAAACACCAGGAGUAUGAAUGCACCUGUGAAAACUAACGGGCACUUGAAAGCUCAUUAA
This is a messenger RNA of Pterocles gutturalis (yellow-throated sandgrouse), 735 nucleotides long. RefSeq names its product transmembrane protein 136-like. NCBI's taxonomy places the organism in Eukaryota, Metazoa, Chordata, Aves, Pterocliformes, Pteroclidae. The record is from RefSeq and is a predicted model, not a curated record. The coding region runs from base 1 to 735 and encodes 244 amino acids. Gene Ontology annotation, cellular component: membrane. The transcript is spliced from 2 exons.